AUGAUAUCAUGCCGCCCUCCCGCCACUAAGGCUGAUCGAUAUGGUACUAUUAACAAGGGGCCUGGAGUCAAUAACAGUAACAGUGGCUUGUGGAAGCUGAUUGGUUUAAAAGACGGAGAGAUUCUACAUUUGGUCAUAGACUUGAUGUCACAUCGUCAUAGACAGACUGACAACGCAACAAAAGGACCAACAGCGCAAAAAGAUUUGUGAAACAGAUACAACUUGGAGAAAAAUAUUCGAGAACAAAAUAACCGAAGAAAAAAUACUGAAAUAAUCUUAGAAGAAUUGUCACUGCAAAGAAUAAUUCUCCCGAGAAUAUUACAAUUCAAGUACAGCACUAAUUAACUGAAGAAUCCCUAAUAGACAACAUGUCCGAAUUGCAGAAAAUCUUGGCAUUUAACAGUUUUGACAAACGACCCCAACUCCUCCCAGAAUUCUUCUUUUCCGAAAAAGAUUCAGCUGGACUGAGUAUGUACGAUAUGCCCGAUGGUCAGAUAUCAGUAGCCAAUGGUGUAUCAGAACAGGGGGAAGACUGUAUCGAUGCUUCACAAUUUCCUUGUAUGGUUUCUGAUGUCCCUCCACAGUAUGGUAUAGGGCUAAUCACAACUCAACUAGAUGAAGUAAAAAUAUCAGACAUUGAUGAUGCUCGGCAGAAGUUAAUAGACAAUGUCUUAGAAAGUGUUGAAGCGGCACAUAUGGACACUUGCGCAUUCACAAAACCAAAACUUGAAGUAGCUUUUAAAGCAUUUGCAGAAAAGAAAAUGCCUAUGCCUGACCCAUCCAAGAUGGCUAACAUGCCAAACAAUAUGUGGGAGGAGAAGUUCAUGUCCAACAUGGUCCCGGUGAUCACGAGGGUAGUGACAUUCUGCAAACGACUUCCAGGGUUUCAAGAGCUUGCACAAAUUGAUCAGAUGAGACUCAUCAAACAGGGUUCAUUUGAGAUUGCACUCGCUCGCUUUACUCCACUCGUAGAUGAAGUGAGUGAUGCAAUGUAUGACCCCAACAUUGAGGUGAAAAUACCAAGGAAAAUGGUACAGAUGUUGCCCAUGGGAAAAUUCCUGAAUGAAUUCUUCAGCUAUGCCGCUGUGGUGAAGCCUCUUGAGUUAUCUGACUUUGAGAUGGGACUUUUGACCACCAUCUUAAUACUGUGCCCAGAUCGACAUGGCUUGACUAACAAGAAAGCAGUAUUUAAACUACAGGGUCUAUACUUACAAGCGAUGAAACAGCACAUAUCUAAAACACAUCCAGAUGAUAGCGAAAGACUAACUAAGAUCUUGGACACAAUAUCACCACUUCGUAGUAUUAACGACCGUCAUGCCAAAUCUCUCCAUCAAAUGAAGAAAGAUGCUUCUGAACAAUUGAGCAAUAUGCCUGUCCUCCAUGGCGAGGUUUACGAUGGCAAAAUCUAAGAUUUUCCCUGAAUCUGAACAUUGUCAAAAGUGCAACAAAAAUGUUGAGUCUGAGGCAGGUUCCUCGUUGCUCAACUCUCAUUUAUUGUACAAAAUUAUCAUGAAAAACAUGAUUUCCAGAAAUACUAAAGAAAAUUUUGAAAUCAAAUGAUUUCCAGAAAUACUAAAGAAAAUUUUGAAAUCAAAUAGUUCAUUGAUUUAAAAAGAAAAAAUGAUUUAAAAUCAAGAAAAUAGUGAAAUUAGAAAGAAAGAAAUAUUCCAAGAUAAAGUCGAUAAAAAACUUUCCAAGAAUAAUAAUGAAGAAAAAUUUCAAAUCAAAAUAAAAUCGAUUGAUAUUAUUUACGAAGUGUAAUGAUCUGAA
Owenia fusiformis is the source of this 1770-nucleotide messenger RNA. The record is from the annotation of a GenBank genome assembly. Lineage: Eukaryota; Metazoa; Annelida; Polychaeta; Sabellida; Oweniidae.